Plasmodium malariae is the source of this 1434-nucleotide messenger RNA. RefSeq names its product conserved protein, unknown function. The record is from RefSeq and is a predicted model, not a curated record. Lineage: Eukaryota; Apicomplexa; Aconoidasida; Haemosporida; Plasmodiidae. Gene Ontology annotation, molecular function: protein binding. The transcript has a single exon. The coding region runs from base 1 to 1434 and encodes 477 amino acids.
AUGUUACCAGGCAAAAGAGAUAAAACACAUGACAAAUUGAGUGGAGUAAAAAUACAUAAUAGUAACAGUAAUAGUAGUAACGUGGGUAGUACUAAUAUUAGAGAUAAUAAUAUCAGAAGUUGUAAUAUCGGAAGUAGUAAUAUCGGAAUUAGUAAUAUCGGAAUUAGUAAUAUCGGAAUUAGUAAUAUCGGAAUUAGUAAUAUCGGAAUUAGUAAUAUCGGAAGUAGUAAUAUCAGAAGUAGCAAUAUCAGAAGUAGUCAUAUCAGAAGUAGUAUUAUUAAUAGAAGUAAUAUCAAAUCUGCGGAAGUGCAUAGGGGCAAAAUUAAGGGGAAGAAGGAAAAUUUAGAAAAAAAAACUAAAGGCACUAGUUCAAACGAGGGAAAGAAGGACAAUGAAACUUUUGUGGAGUGUGUUAUAAAGGACAAAAAAGAAAGAGAAAAAAUAUUACUACAAUGUGAAGAGUUGCAAAGAAAAGAACUGGAAGCUUUAAAAUUGAUUUAUGUUCGAGAUAAAGAAUUAAAUAUAAAAAAUGAAAAUAAUAAAGAAAGUGAUACAAUAAUAUAUAUGCAAUUAAAUGAUGAAAAUAUUUCAGAUAACAUAAUAAAUUUAACUUUUGAGUUACCAAAGGAUUACCCUUUAAAAUCUUUUUUAAUAAUUAAUAUAAAUGUAAAAAAUUUCACACCUGAUAUGAAUAGUUAUAUUAAUCAAGAAAUUUAUAAAGAUAUUCAAAAUUACUUGGACCAAGAGAGUAGUAUUUUAAAUAUUAUAUAUAAAGUCAACGAAUUAGUCGAAAAUAUACAAAAUAGGAAAGAGGCAGUAGUUGAGCAUAUUUCUUCUUUAUCAGAUGAACAGGAAAAUACAAGUGAUAUAAAAGAAGACGAAGGUAACGAAAAUUUUCAAAAUUAUCAAAACCAGAUAAUAGAUGACAAAUUACCAUUUCUAUACUAUCAUAAUAUGUCCUUUUCCAAUCAUAAAAAAAUAUUAGCCCGAAGGUUAUGCUAUUCACAUCAUAUACUUAAUUUAGUAAAAAGAUCAUGCAUAAUUAAGUGGGCAAAAGAAUUAAAAAUUGGAGGAUAUUCAAAAAUAGGUUAUCCCGGAAUUAUUAUUUGUGAAGGCCCCAAAGAUGAAGUAGAUUUCUACAUCAAUAGUUUAAAUAAAUUGAGAUGGAAACAUUUUGAUUGUAGAGGUAUGGAUGAUAUUGAAUUAAAUGAAUAUGAAAAUAUAGAAGAAGCACGAGUACUUCCAAAAACCAUGCGUGAAAUAGACCCAAAGGGUAUGAGCACACUGUCAGACAUAUGUACCCAAUGUGGCUUAAGGGACCUUUUCUUAACUAGCAUGAAAAUUUAUAACCCAAGUAGGAAGACCGCAACGAAUGAAAGAAACCAGAACGUACAAAACAGUAAUAAGGAGAGGAAAAAGAAGAAAAUGAAGUGA